CAAUGCAAGGCAAUUAAGGUUCCUAGAAGAAAGAUAUUGAAUUUGGUUCUUGCCCUUUUUCUGAAGCUAUGAAACCUCCAAAAGGACAUGAAUAGUAUACAGAUAAAUCCAAAUGUCCUUUCCAGUAAAUGCAGCAGCAACCAGAGAUCAAAAUUGCAGAUGGAAGUGCUGAGAAGAAAAAAGAGAAAAAAGAAAAGUAACCCAAAGGAGGAUGUCCAUUUAUGUCAAGUGAAAAAAAAAGAAAUCCGCCACUAGCCCAUCUUGAAGAAUAAUAUGACACUUAUUAUAUAAGUCCUUUGAAUUAUCUACUUGAUACUCGUGGAUUAUGGAUGUUGGCAUUUGAUUCUAAAGAAGUUAAAAAAGGUAAGGCUCUCUAUUAUUCAAUCUUAGGUCCUAUUAAGGAUAGAAGAAAAGUAUUUGAUACAUAUCCAACUUAUUUAAAAAGUACAUUGUUUCAUGAUGACGAAAACACAAAAAAACUUAGACAAUGUGAAGUGGCCUAACGAUUUUUUGUUUAUGAUAAGUUUAGAGAAAAAGGUAUUAAUAAUUUUCAUAAUCAGGAAAUAAACUAUUACAAAAAUAAGAAUUUGAUGAAGCUAUUAGAUAUUAUGAAAGAGCAUUGGGUUGUUUCCGUUAUUUGGAAGUAGUAGAGCCACCUGAGGAAGAAUCUGAUGAAGAGGAAGCUAAUCAAUAAUAAGAUACUUCAAAUAUGACUGAAAAGGAACGAAAAGAACUUGAAGAUAUGAAAAAAUCAGCAAAAUAAUAUAGGAAAGAAUAAAAGGAAUUCAAAAAAUAAUAUAAAUCAUUAAUGACUAUUUACACUGAUGAAAAUGUUAAAUAUAAUGGUGUUGAACACAUUCAAGUAAUCAUUUUAUUCAAAAUCUUUUUAGGAUGAAGCUGAUAAAGAAAUGUGUAAUUCCAUUAUGUAUGGUUUAUAUCUAAAUAUGUCUGUUUGUUAUAUGAAGAUGUCACAUUUUGAUUUAGCAAGAAAAAUCUUGGAUGAUGCAGGUGUUAUUUAGAAAGAAAAUUCAUAAUAUUUAUUUAGGUAUUCUUAAGCAAUCUUAUAUGAUAAAUGGUCUACUUAUAAAGAUCUACUAAAAGCUAAAGAACUUAUUGAGAAAGCUAUUAGUUUAUCUAAUGUUGAGAACAUUUUUAAAUAAGGUCCUGGAAUUUUGAAGUUGAUGGGUUUAGAAAAUGCAAAAGAAAUCUAUGUUGAACAUGCACAUAGAGUAAUGGAAGCAUUGAAAAAAAAGAAAUAAUGGGUUUAAGAAAUUGUUGAACCAUUAUUUUUAAGAGCAAAAGAAAUUGAUGAAAUUGAAUAAGAAAUGAUUGAAGAUGGGAAAGUACCAUAUGAAGAAGGUGUUACAGAUGUUGUUGAUCCAGAAGAUAUGAUUCAAUAACCAAAUGAAACAGAUAAACAAUUUUUAUAUAGAGUAUGUAUGCCACAAUUGACAUAAGAACAUCAAGAAUAUGAAAUUGUAAAAGAAAUGGUUAAUAAAUAUUAUAGAAUAAUUGAGUUUUAUGCUGUAAUAAAAUUAUUUUAAAUAUUUAGGAAUAAAAAAAAUAUGAUUAAGUUAAGAUAGCAAAAUAGGAAUUAUAAAGAUUAUUAGAAACAGUAUAAACAAUGUCAUUUUAUAUGAAUUUGGAUCUCAUUGAUUAUGAAAAUGAUGAAAUACUUAAAGAACUUGUAACUAAACAUCAAAUAAAUUUUACUGACAAAAAGUAUGUCAGAAGAUUGAUUAGACUUUGUAGAGAAAAUGUGACUGAAAUCUUUGGUUAAGGAAAAUUCAAUUUCGAAGUAAUAUGAUUAUUCAAUAUAAAUUAGGUUUUUGAAUAUGCUAUGACAGAUUAUUUUAAGAAAAAGAGAGAAUAAGAAGAAAGAGAAAGAGAGGAGUACUUAAAAUAACAUCCUGAACCUGUAAAACCAAAAUAAGAGUCUUCAUUCUUGAAGAAAACUUUAUUUUCAACAGAGUUUUGGAUGCAAGUAUAUUAUUGAAUUUAUAAUUAUUAGAUGCUCGUAUUAUUAUUAGUAAUGGGAGCAAUGUUUUAUUUUAAUAAUAAUACAGGUUUUAUUGGAAAACUCUUCUCCCUCAAAAAAUGAG
This is a messenger RNA of Paramecium pentaurelia, 2102 nucleotides long. The record is from the annotation of a GenBank genome assembly. NCBI's taxonomy places the organism in Eukaryota, Ciliophora, Oligohymenophorea, Peniculida, Parameciidae.